Molecule: messenger RNA, 1311 nt
Organism: Daktulosphaira vitifoliae (grape phylloxera)
Lineage: Eukaryota; Metazoa; Arthropoda; Insecta; Hemiptera; Phylloxeridae
Product: major royal jelly protein 1-like
Exons: 1
Coding region: 94-1287 (397 amino acids)
Source: RefSeq, a predicted model, not a curated record
UGUUUUUUAACUGGUAAUAAUUGGUAUGUCAUAUUUGUGUAGUAUUUGUCUGCGUUGUCGUUCAGUUUGUAUGUCGAUUUUAAGUUGUUCGAUAUGUCAUUUAGUCUUCUCGCCAAAGUGAUUGCGUGUUUAUUAUGUUUAAAUGGCUGUUUAAGUGAACUCAGAAUGGUAUACCACUGGGAUAAAAUUAAACUAUCGACAAAUGGUAGAGAGCUAACUAACUUAGAACCGUAUAUACCCGAAAAUAAUAUUGUACAUCGGCUAAGGAUAUGGAACAACACGCUGUAUUUUGCUGUUCCGAGAUUCAGACCUGGUGUACCAGCAACGUUAUGUCAGAGUUCUAAGGUGGACGUAGUCGAACCAUAUCCGUCAUUAGGUUUUCAAACCGUAGGAAACUGCUUCGGUUUACAGAAUAUCAAAGAUAUCGAAGUGGAUCAUCUAGGACAACUAUGGGCAUUAGACGUCGGAAAAGUGAACGACAUGUACCAAGCCAACUACACGUGUGAUCCUAAAUUAGUGGUAAUUGAUCUUAGAUCAAAUAAAAUUGUUCGGUCAGCAAUUUUGCCAAAGUCCAUGUUCACAAUUCAAAGUGUACUCAGUGGCCUCACAAUUGACUUAAAAACUAUGAUGGCCAUAAUCACCGAUUUAGGACCUGACCCAGGUUUUAUUGCGUACAACUUUCAAACAGGAAUCUACCAAAAGUUUAGUUGUCAAAUUCUGUAUGGAAAGAAAGGUUACGAUGAGGCUCAAAUGGUGGUCUCAGCUAUCGAUAGCUUAUUAUAUUUUACAACGGUACAACUGGACAAACUUUACACAAUACCAAUGAGUGUAUUUGAUGCAUCAUUACUAAUUGAUGUUAGCCAUCAUGUUAAUAAUCAAGGAUUUAAACCAGAUAAGUCAACGGCUAUGACAUUUGAUACAGCCGGAAAUUUGUUUUUAGCAAUGCCAAAAAAAAUAAUAGUUUGGAAUACACUUAGACACAACUUUGAAGUUACAGAGCUAUACACACAAGAUAUAAGGCUAGAAUGGAUUACUAGCUUGGCAUUCGAUACACAUGGAUUUAUAUGGAUAACUACAUCAGCUUUUAGAAGUUUUCUAGAUGGGUCAGAACCAAGAAAACCUAAUAUGAAAAUAUACAAAAGAUAUUGCGGUACUACUGCAUUUGCGCUCCAAGGCACAUUUUCUCCAAUGAAUACAUCAAAUUUAACUAAUUCAGCAAACAGAAAAAAUAUACAAAAUAUUUAUACCUUAAUAGCUAUUUUUUUAACUGUAUUAAAUUUCUGUUAACCAAUAAAAAUGACGUAAUAUUGA